Lycium ferocissimum is the source of this 2202-nucleotide messenger RNA. RefSeq lists its product as uncharacterized. The transcript is spliced from 5 exons. The record is from RefSeq and is a predicted model, not a curated record. Lineage: Eukaryota; Viridiplantae; Streptophyta; Magnoliopsida; Solanales; Solanaceae. The coding region runs from base 1 to 2202 and encodes 733 amino acids.
AUGGAACCAUUCCAGCAUGUUAGGCACUUGCAGUAUUAUAGGAGAAGACUGAGAAUGAAUCAGGCUGGAGCUAAUUGUAAUAGAAAGAUCUGGUUUUUUGUAGCAGAUAAUAUAGAGGUGGAAGUUCUUUCAGAUAGUAAGCAGCAGAUUUCUUUAAAAUUGGUCUUUCAUGAUACUGGUAAAAGUUUGGUUACUACUUUAGUUUAUGCCAAAUGUAAUGAGGUGGAGAGACUACAACUAUGGGAUAGCAUUUAUAGUGUGGCAAAUAGUAUGUCACUUCCUUGGAUGAUAGGGGGAGACUUCAAUGUGGUGUUGAAUGAUGAAGAGAAAAUAGGAGGGAUACCUGUUCUUGCUCAAGAUAUUGAAGAUUUUGCUUUUUGUAUCAACUCUUGUGAAUUGGAGGAAAUUCAGUUCAAGGGCAGCCCUUUCACUUGGUGGAAUGGUAGAGCCUCUAAUGACUGUAUCUUUGAAAGAUUAGAUAGGAUGUUGGUGAAUUCACAGUUACAAAACUGGUUUAGUCAUAUGGAGGUGGAACAUGAAUCUUUCUUUGACACAGUUGAGCAGAAUUGUCCUACUUGGAUGCAUGAAGAUCCUUUUAUCAGUUUCAAGCUGAAGUUGAAGCAUAUGAAAAGGGUGCUAUCUCCAUGGAGUAGAUCUACUUAUGGUGAUAUCUUCAAGCAACUGAUCAUCAGAGUGGAAAUAUACUUACACUAUGAUGAGGAAUAUUGGAGACAAAAGUCUGGUAUUGACUGGUUUGUGGAGGGUGAUAGAUACACCAAAGUUUUUCAUAAUCUGGUGAAAGGUAGGAGGAAAAGGCUACAAAUUCAGAGGAUUCAUGAUCUUGAUGGUAACUGGUUAGACAAUGAAGAGGAAAUGGCAAAUGAAGCAGUAAAGUUCUAUCACAAGCAGUUUAUUCAGGAGGAUAUGGGCCAUACAAAUGAGGAUAUUCUACAACAUAUUCUAUGCAUGUUGGAUCAGGAGAGCAAUGAAAUGUUAUGUAAGGUUCCUUUAAGUGAGGAAGUGAAAGCAGCUGUGUUCAACCUCAGCGGUUCUAGUGCCAGUAGACCAGAUGCUUUUCAGGUUUAUUCUAUCAAGUUAGAGAAGGUCCUUCCUAGUCUAAUCUCUCCUCAUCAGGCUGGUUUUGUGAAGGGUAGGAGUAUAAUUGAAAAUGUUUUGCUCACACAAGAAGUUGUCACAGAUAUUAGGAAGAGGGGCAAACCAGCUAAUGUGGUCUUAAAGCUAGAUUUGGCAAAGAUGAGAUUUUCAGGAGUGUUCAUUGAUAGGAUAUGGAGACUGAUAGCAAACAACUGGUAUUCAAUUUUGUUUAAUGGUAAAGCUAGAGGUUUCUUUCAUUCUACAAGAGGUGUCAAACAAAGUGAUCCUUUGUCACCAGCUUUGUUUAUAUUGACAGCAGAAGUGCUAUCAAGGGCAUUAAACUCAUUGUAUGACAACAGUUUGUAUGUAGGGUAUGGCUUGCCUAAAUGGAGUGCCAACAAUAACCAUCUUGCAUAUACAGAUGAUACCAUAACAUUUGCAUUUGCUGAGAGGAAUUCCUUAGAAAUGAUCAUAGACAUUCUCAGAGACUAUGAAGCUAUAUCUGGUCAACUGAUUAAUAUUGAAAAAAGUGCCUUCAACAUGUAUCAUAAAGUGGCAGAUAGAGUGAUGCAGGAUAUGCAGCAGGUGACAGGUUUCACAAAGGGACAGUUCCCUUUCAAGUACUUAGGGUGUCCUAUUUUUCAUGCUAGAAAGAAGAAAGUCUACUACCAAGAUUUCAUCAAGAAAGUGAAGGAUAAAUUGCAAAGUUGGAAGGGCAAAUUGAUGUCAUAUGGUGGUAAAGCUGUGUUGAUAGGGAGUGUUCUACAAAGUGUACCAGUGUAUGUGCUAUCUGCUAUAGUACCUACUAAAUACACUUUAAAUGAGCUCCAUAGGAUCUUUGCAAGGUUUUUCUGGAGUAAUAAGGAAGAGGAUAAAAGCAAACAUUGGGUAUCAUGGAAGAAGAUUUGCAUGCCUAAAGCUGAGGGUGGACUAGGAUUUAGGUCCUUGUUUGAUAUUUCUAAAGCUUUGUUUGCUAAGUUAUGGUGGAGAAUUAGGACCUCAAAUUCUUUAUGGUCUACUUUUCUGUGGAAUAAAUAUUGUAAGAAGCUUAAACCAACAAGCGUACAAUGGAAGGGUGGUUCACAAGUAUGGACAAAGAUGUUGUAA